Messenger RNA from Theobroma umbraticum, 1952 nucleotides. RefSeq names its product short-chain dehydrogenase/reductase 1-like. The record is from RefSeq and is a predicted model, not a curated record. NCBI's taxonomy places the organism in Eukaryota, Viridiplantae, Streptophyta, Magnoliopsida, Malvales, Malvaceae. Gene Ontology annotation, cellular component: membrane.
CCGUUAAUACAGAACCAAAAUACCUUGACAUCGUAUACUAAAUAUAAACUAACAGCACAAACUUCGACUAUCAGACAUGAAAACUAAUUCAAAGAUUAGCCGCUUCAAACAAUCAGAACAAUAAUCAUGAGCACAAAACACAAUUCAACCUAGAACCUCUAUUGACAUUUAGUGAGGAAGCGGGACAAAACAGAAAAUCCAAACCAGCUUCAUGUGAGGAGAAGGACAGGCAGUAAAAGCAACAGAAGAAAACAGAGACAAAUUACCACCAGGCAGCGAAUAUAGACUCUUUUAUCAACUCCAUAUUUCGCAAGAGAAUCAGCAAAGGAGUUUCCUUCUCUAAGAGUGUGUUGGAAAGAGACUUCCUUGAGCUGCAAAAUAAGAGAAUCAAUAUCAUUAAAAAGCAUCCAUUUAUCCCGAGGUCUCUUGCCAGGAUGGAGAAUCCAGAAAAGGGUAGCUUUUGAAUCGGACUCAAUGAGAAAGCUUGUUUGUGGUUGCAAAAGGGGAUAGGGAAAAUGGGUGGAGAGCAUGCUUGAUUGCCAUAAUUUCGGCAAAAUUAGAAUCCUGAACUCCAAGGGGGCCAAAUAACACCCCCCCAAGAAAUCCCUCUUGAGUCUCGAAGAGCCCCUCCACAUCCUGCUGGCCCCAGUUUUCCUCUGGCAGAACAGUCAACAUUAAAUUUCAAAGUCCCUUCUGGCGGUGGGCACCAUUGAAUGUUUAGGCGGCGGUGGAGAGGGGUGCGAUGAACCCCUACUUCCCAUGGGGUUGUCCUCCAUCUUGUGCAAUCGUUGCUUAACUGCUUUAGCUACCCCAUUUUUUUUUUCCUUUUUUGACCUUCUGCUACACUGCUUUUAAAACCCUGAGAAAACUUACCCUGCUUCCCUGUCCGAAUAGAAUGGCUGAAGGCGACCGGUCAGCCUUUCUUGCAGUCAAAAGGCAUGCAGUUGUAACAGGAGCAAACAAGGGAAUUGGUUUUGAGCUAUGCAGGAACCUGGCGUCAAAAGGGGUCAUGGUAGUUUUGACUUCUAGAGAUGAGAAAAGGGGACUUGAAGCUGUUGCAAAAUUGAAAGAUUCUGGCCUGUCUGCUCAUGUAGUAUGUCAUCAACUUGAUGUAGCAGAUCCUUCUAGUAUUGCUUCCCUUGCAGAGUUUGUCAAAGCUAAAUUUGGGAAACUUGAUAUCUUGGUUAACAAUGCUGGGAUUUUUGGAGCGAUUCUAGAUCCACACGCUUUUGCCACUGCUACUGAACUUGCUGGUUACUUUCCAACUGAAGAGCAAGCCAAAGAGUAUGAGAUUGCAACUCAAACUUUUGAGUUGGCAGAAGAAUGCUUGAAAACCAACUACUAUGGUGCAAGAAGAAUGGUUGAAGCAUUUGUUCCCCUUCUCCAGUUAUCUGACUCAGCGAGAAUUGUCAAUGUUUCCUCUAUUAUGGGGUUAUUGAAGAAUAUACCCGGCAGUCAGUGGGCUAAGGAAGGAUUAAGUGAUGUCGAAAGUCUUACAGAGGAUCGAGUGGAUGAAGUUUUGAAGCAGUUUCUUAGAGAUUUUAAAGAAGGAUCGUUAAAAGCUAAAGGUUGGCCUACUUAUUUCUCUGCCUAUACACUCUCUAAAGCAGCAAUGAAUGCCUACACAAGGAUUGUCGCCAAGAAGUACUCAAGUUUCCUUGUUAAUUCCAUUGGCCCAGGCUUUGUGAAAACUGAUAUAACCUGCAAUAUUGGGGUCCUAACAGCUGCUGAAGGAGCUGAAAAUGUUGCCAGGCUAGCACUGCUGCCAAAUGAUGGGCCUUCAGGCCUUCUUUUCAUCAGGAAGGAAGUCUCAUGUUUUUGAACACUAUGAUUCCUUCCAAUCUUGUAGAAGAAGAUGAAAUCUACAGUUAGCUUUUUUAGUCAUCGAGAUUCAUGUUUUAUGGCAUAAAAACCUUAAUAAUUCUGGAAAUAAAAGGGUUUUGUAGUUUAUA